Ilex paraguariensis (yerba mate) is the source of this 5055-nucleotide messenger RNA. NCBI's taxonomy places the organism in Eukaryota, Viridiplantae, Streptophyta, Magnoliopsida, Aquifoliales, Aquifoliaceae. The record is from the annotation of a GenBank genome assembly.
AUGACCAUUGCCAUGUUCUUCCCUGAUUUUGAACUCGGGUUGCUGGCUGAGUAUCAAGAUGAAUCUCUUUCCUCUUUCCGUGUCCAUGCGAUAUAUCUUGCUGUGAGAGACGGAUUUAUAUUCCAUAUGGAAAAAGUAGCGGACAAAGAAAAUUCUAGGUUGGCAGGCAAUGUUUCAGACUCUGAAGCUUAUAAGAACAGUCAACCAUCACCGGUUUUAACUGUUUCCUCUAAUUUUGAGCACACACUUGCAGAGACACAUGUAGGUGCAAUUGCUAUGAGACUGCUUUGCUUGCCAAGGAGAUCACGCAGCACAUCCCCCUCUUUCCUACCCACAUCCAGUUCGAUAGUCUUCCGUCCAGAUGCUAUCUUUGGAUUGCUAAGAAAGGCGUAUAAAGAUUCUCAUCUGGGAGCUGUUUGUAGAUUGGCUUCUAGAAUUCUGCUGAAGCUCAUAGAGCCCAUAACAGUGCAAAAACCAUAUAUCCCUUCUCCCGAUGUCACAUCUUCUGUUUCUGAGGAGGCAUCACGGUCUGAGCCAUCUAACAAUUUUCUUGUAGUUGAUUACUCAAACUUGUUUGGAGAUGAAUUCCGGAUAGCAGAUGAUCAUUGGGACUCCAAGUAUCUUAACCUAUUAGAUGUUGGAGCUGUGGAAGAAGGGGUUUUGCAUGUUCUUUAUGCAUGUGCAUCACAGCCUCUGCUCUGCAGCAAGUUGGCGGAUAGCACUUCUGACUUUUGGUCGGCAUUACCACUUGUCCAAGCAUUACUGCCAGUUUUCUCUCGAUGGAGACAACCAUUUGUACAAGAGGCCCUAUCUCAGAUUGUGGCAACAUCAUGUUCCUCUGUUUAUCACCCACUUCUUCAUGCUUGCGCGGGCUACUUAUCGUCAUUUUCUCCAUCUCAUGCUAAGGCUGCAUGUGUCCUCAUUGAUCUGUGCUCUGGUGUGCUAGCACCAUGGAUGGCUCAAGUGAUUGCCAAGGUGGACUUGACAGUGGAGCUUCUGGAGGACCUUUUAGGUGUAAUCCAGGAUGCUCGUCAUUCGUUGGCUCGUGCACGUGCUGCCCUCAAAUAUAUUGUGCUAGCUUUAUCUGGGCAUAUGGAUGAUGUAAUGACAAAAUAUAAGGAUGUUAAGCACCGACUUCUUUUUCUUGUGGAGAUGCUUGAACCUUUUAUUGAUCCUGCCAUAACCCGCAUGCAGAGCAUGAUAGCCUUUGGAAAUGUAUCUUCAGUUUUUCUUGAAAAGCAGGAACACAUUUGUACUAUUGCACUCAACGUGAUUCGCAUGGCAGUAAAAAAAUCUGCUGUUCUUCCAUCUUUGGAAGCUGAAUGGAGAAAUGGAUCAGUUGCUCCUAGUGUACUGCUGUCAAUUUUGGAUCCUCAAAUGCAGUUACCUCCUGAUAUAGAUCUUUGCAAGAUUUCUGGUUCUGAGCCUCUGGAUCCACAACUAUCGACUGUUUCACCUUUUUCUUCUGUAAUUCGAUAUGGAGGAGCCUCUUCAAAAUCUAAGAUCCAAGAUGAUGCUGAUGGAAAAACAGAUAAUAGCACUGCCAAGAUGGAUAGUGCUGACGAUGUAAGUUAUCUUUUUGCUCCGCCAGAACUAAGAAGCUUGACACUUACAAAUUUUUCUGGAAGCCCAGAUGUAAAAAGCUAUGAUAUGGGCCAUUGCAAUGCCAGCACAGAAGAAAACCAUGUGGAUGAGAAAAAAAUGACCAACCAGUUUCACAACUUUGUGGUACCGGAUGCUGGGUAUGCUGUUGAAUAUUCUAAGUUGCAUGCAGAUCUUUUGCAGCUUAUGAAUUACAGAGAUAGUGAGUUGAGGGCUUCUGAAUUUAGGCGUUUGGCUUUAGAGCUGCACUCGCAGAACGAGAUUACUCCCGAUGGUCAUGAUGCAGCCAUUGAUGCCUUGCUUUUGGCGGCUGAGUGCUAUAUUAAUCCCUUCUUUAUUAUGUCUUUCAAAAACACCCCAAAGGUUAUCAAUAAUAAGAACAUUUGCAGGACCGAUGAAAAAUUUGGGUUUGCAGAUCUCAAAAAAGUUUUGGAAAAGAAUGGUAAUGAAAUGGAAGCAGUAGCUCAUCUCGAGAGGAGAAGGGACAAUGUUGUUCUUCAAAUUCUUCUUGAGGCUGCUGAAUUAGACAGGAAGUAUCGCAAAACAGUGUCAGAUGGGCAACUUUCUGUCCCAUAUGCUGAAGGAAAUGAAGGUGUCCAAAAUAUAUCUCUGCAUGAUAUCCAAUCUGCAGAUGCCAUCACCUUGGUUCGACAGAAUCAGGCAUUGUUGUGCAAUUUUCUGAUCCAGCAUUUGCAAAGGGAGCAACACUCCAUGCAUGAAAUUCUCAUGCAAAGUCUUUUGUUUUUGUUGCAAUCAGCAACUAAACUGUUCUGUGCCCCUGAACAUGUAGUUGAUAUCAUAUUAGAAUCUGCUGAGUACUUCAGUGAGCUACUGACAUCAUUGUAUUAUCAGUCCAAAGAAGGAAAUUUGCAGAUUAAUCCAGGUAAGUUACAUGAGAUACAACGUCGCUGGAUGCUGCUUCAGAGAUUGGUAAUUGCUUCAAGUGGUGGUGGCGAAGGCCCAGAACUUGGAAUCGAUAACAAAUAUGGUUUUCAGUUUGCAAAUCUGAUUCCUCCUUCUGCCUGGAUGCAAAAGAUACCUUCUUUCUCUUCUUCUGCUUCCCCUCUGGUUCGUUUUCUAGGUUGGAUGGCAGUAGCUCGUAAUGCUAAACAGUAUCAGAAGGAGCGCCUCUUCCUUGCUUCAGAUUUGUUAGAGCUGACGUACUUACUAUCUAUUUUUGCAGAUGAACUUGCUCUUGUAGAUAACAUUACUAAACAGAAAGAUGAGAACAAGAAGAUAGAGCAAUCAGGAUUCAAACAAGAUUUUAGCACCGAAAAAGGAUUUGAACAUCCUGGUCAACAAUAUGGAGACCAAUCUUUUCGUGCCAUAUACCCAGAUAUUAGUCAGUUCUUUCCCAAUAUGAAGAAACAAUUUGAAGCUUUUGGGGAAAUUAUUUUGGAGGCGGUGGGAUUGCAAUUGAGGUCUCUUUCUUCUAAUGUUCUGCCUGAUCUCCUGUGUUGGUUUUCUGAUUUAUGUUCAUGGCCAUUUGUUCGGAAAGAGAAGGUCCAACUUUCUACUCAAAAUAAUUCUAAUUAUUUUAGAGGUUUUGUUGCAAAAAAUGCGAAAGCAAUCAUCCUGUACGUUCUUGAAGCCAUUGUAAUUGAGCACAUGGAAGCAAUGGUGCCUGAAAUACCUAGAGUGGUACAAGUGCUGGUAUCCCUAUCUACAACCUCAUACUGUGAUGUGUCAUUUCUGGACUCUGUAUUGCAGUUGUUAAAGCCAAUCAUCUCAUUUUCUUUGCGUAAGGUGUCUGGUGAGGAAAACCUAUUGACUGAUGAUUCAUGUCUUAAUUUUGAGUCACUAUGCUUUGAUGAGCUUUUUAGAAAUAUUAGACAAUGUACUGGGAAUGGAGGUAAUCCAGCAGAAAAAGUAUACAACAGGGCACUUACAAUUUUCAUUUUGGCCUCUGUUUUUCCUGAUCUAUCCUUCCAUCGCAAAAGGGAAAUUUUACAGGCCUUGAUCUUCUGGGCUGAUUUUGCCACUUUCGAGCCAACUACUACUUUUUAUGACUAUCUUUCCGCAUUUCAGUCUGUUACAGAAACUUGCAAAGUUUUGCUGGUUGAGACUUUAAGAGUUUGGGGUGCCAUUCCAUUAAAGUUGCCAUCCUAUUCAGAUUCGUGCACUGGUACACCCUAUAAUGAUAGCUCUGAAUCACAUUUGUGGUUUCUCCAUGACGUCUGCCAGAGUGCUUAUCCAACCGAGGCAUCUGAGAAACUGAAAAGUGAGAAUGGUUUUGAUGUUGUCUUGGAUCAAAAGGUCUGUCAAUUAUCUGUUGAGGAAAUUGGGAAUUUGUCCAAAGACUUGGAGGGUCUCAUUUCCAAGCUUAUUCCAACUAUUGAGCUUUGUUGGAAAAUUCAUCAUCAGCUGGCAAAGACACUGACUCUCACAUCUACGGAAUGUUUCAUGUACUCAAGAUGCCUAUCUUCAAUUGCACAAAAAGUUUUGAUUUUUACAGGGGUUGAGAAGGUGAAUGUCCUUCCAUCUGAUUCAGUUGUCGAGUUCCCAGUUCAUUGGAGUAGUAGUCUCGAAGGACUUGCUGAGAUGAUUUUGGCACUACAAGAGAACCAUUGCUGGGAAGUUGCAUCAGUGAUGCUUGACUGUCUUCUUGGAGUCACCCAAUGCUUUUGUUUGGAUAAUGUGAUUGGGGCUGCGUGUUCUGCGAUAAAGAACUUUUCAGGCAGUGCACCAAAAAUUGCUUGGCGGCUUCAGACAGAUAAGUGGUUAUCAGUCUUAUUUGCGAGACACAUCCACAACCUUCAUGAAACUGAAGUUCCCCUGCUUAAUCUCUUCUCUUCCUUGCUUGGUCAUCCUGAACCAGAGCAACGCUUUAUUGCACUGAAGCACUUGGGUAAACUUGUGGGCCAGGAUGUAGAUGCUGGAGCGGGGUUGCUAUUUUCUGCAUCAUGCAAUAGAUUAACUUCACCUGACUUUGUGACUUCUGUUUCUGAGCUGAUUUUGUCUCCACUUGUCUCAAGUACAUGGGAUCAGGUAGCUGUGCUGGCCUCAUCUGACACAUCAUUACUUUUAAGGACAUGCGCAACGGCUCUUCUUAUCAAUUAUGUACCAUUUGCUGAGCGUCGCGAGCGACAAUCUCUUCUUGCAGCAGCUGAUAGAGUUCUUCAGGGUUUAACAAAACUUGCACACCCAAUGCCUGAAGGCUCCCUAACACAAAUUUCUUUAGCACUCAUUGCUAGUGUUUGUCUGUAUUCUCCAGCUGAUGAUAUUUCUCUGAUUCCUGAAAAUGUUUGGAGGGAUAUCGAAACAUUAGGAAUGUCAGAAACUGAUGGAAACUGUGGGAAUCUUGAGAAAAAGGCUUGUCAUGCUUUAUGUAGACUGAAAAUUGAAGGGGACGAGGCUAAAGAGAUCCUUAAAGAAGUGCUAUGUUCAAGUUAUUCCAAACAUGAGGACCCAGCUUUUACCAGCACACGUGACUCGAUUCUUCAGGUAUGGUAA